CAUCGAUAUGCCUAUCCUAUUUUCAUUUCUUUGCGUGGAGGAAAUUAUAUAUAUAAUUACGACUGAUAAAAAAGCAUAGACUAUAGCUAUAGCGGUCGAGGAUCGCACAAGUGGGACAUAGCAUUUCCCGAGCUUGGAUUCGUGGAGAAAGAGUUUGCGACGCUGGGAGGCUUGGCGGAAGACUUUUUUAAGACAUAUUUUACUGGUAUUCGUUUCUGUUUCAUUCUACUUACUCCAAAGGCAAGGUCAGUGGGGCUUCAUUUUACUUGAGUAUUAACGCAAAGGCUGCGUACUAGUAGGCGGCCCAACAUCUUACGUCAACUGACUCCAAAUUAUACUGCAAAAGUAAGAUGAUAAUUGCAGGAGUCUGUCCUGGAGGUUCUCUUUUUAAACAGAAUCGACACAAACUAGAAGUAUGAUAGGAAGAUUUAGAUUGCGAAGAAGAUCAGCACUACGUCACGACCUCUUCUAAUUCUCACACAAAGAAGGGAAUCAAUGGCAGAAAAGAUGGCAUUCUGCAAAAAAUAAGGAUACGGCGCAGGUGGUUACGUGCCGCCAGGUGUGGAGUCUGUAGCCAAUUCGGUUGUAGAAGAGGAUGCUGACACUAACGCGGCAAGGCGUCGUGGUCCAGAUCCCGUGGAAUCGUUUUGCUUUUGUUGUUAUACACAAGAGGCAGAAGAAUUUCCUGGGACCGAGAAAGUGAAAGUCCUACUACUAGAAGCUUUCAAGCAGCAGUCCAGACGAUGUGGAGACGUCGGGCAGAAGGAGAACUGGUGCAAAAUAUCAUGAAAGCUCUGGCUUUCGGCUUAGAGCAAGGUUUCUUCGUAGAGCAAGGUACGACAAGCCUAGUAGAGCCUUGCGUGUGUCAGCAAAGACGAAGUUGCCAAAGUUGUUGAUGCAGCAAAACGACCAAGGAUCCCCUACGGCGAACAUACGGAUUACACUGGGUUCACAUUCCUAUGGCGAUCUGGAAUGAAAUUCCUAUCCUUGGAGACGACGAAUAAGUCGUGAGAAUGCAGGAGACUCAAUAGAACUCUGGGCCUGGAGGUCGGUGGAAAAGCAAUCUGCACAGGGUUUUGGAUUAGGAGGGGAG
Amoebophrya sp. A25 is the source of this 1093-nucleotide messenger RNA. The record is from the annotation of a GenBank genome assembly. NCBI's taxonomy places the organism in Eukaryota, Dinophyceae, Syndiniales, Amoebophryaceae.